AUGGCUAAAGAUAAAGUUGAAAUUCGUCUUCAAAAAUUACUGAAUAAUGAAUUAUCAUCUUCAUCAAAUGAUAAAAACCAAGUUAUAUCUGCUUAUGAUUCUUUAAUUAGUAUUCUUCAGACACCUGAAACACGUAAACAAUUACAUGGAUAUCAUGAAUUACUUUUCGAAUGUAUAUCUCAAAUAAUUCUCACAUCAUCUAAUCAAUUUUUUCAUGAUGAUCAAUUAUGUUUCUUACUUGAAUUAGCAUCAAAUGCAUGUGUUUUGUCCAUGUCACAAAAUCAAAUUAUUGAUAGUUGGUUACAAAAUGUAGAAGAACGUACAUUUGAAAAACCAGAUAAAUAUGAGGACGAUGAUGAUGAUGAUGAUUUAUAUGAAGAUGCCACUGAUAGUGAAGAACAAGAAGACGAAAACAUAACAAAAAUACAAGAUAAUAAUAAAAAAUCAAAUCGAAAUGCAAAUAAUCAAGGUCAGCAAAGACAUGUUUUUACUGAUGAUGCAUCUCGUCAUGGUUCAAAUACAAUGUCAUCAAAAGAGAAAAGUCGACCAUUAACAAAACAAAUAUCCAAUCAACAUAAUAUUCAUGUUACACAUUCACAUGAUAAUCAACCUGAUUUUCGAAAUUCUGAACGAAAUAGUAUAAAUAAAACUUCAACUCAAGGAAACAAUAAUCGAAAACCAAGAGAUAACGAAUAUACAAAUAAUCCUCGUAAAGGAUCGGAUACUGGUACAAAUAAAGGACGACGAGCCCCUCCAUUCAAUAACAAAUAUGGAGUCGAUCUUCAACUUUAUGAUUGUUAUAUUUGUGGUGAAUACGGUCAUGUUCAAUAUGAUUGUCCUAUGAAACAAGUUAAUUCAAAAGUUUUGUGUCGUAAUCGUGUUCGUACUGAUUUGACUAAUAAAAACGAACAAAAUCAAUCAAAAUCUUCAGCAUCGAUAUCUUCCAUAGAAAAAAAUCUUACUGAAAAAGAUCAAAAUAGAAUUCAACAAGUUUAUAAUCAAUUAUCAAAAGUAAUCAAUAGUUCUCAAACAAUUGAAGAACAAAAUAAUGCAUUUGAUUUAUUUCUUUCACUUAUACAACAACUUGAAAAACAACAUGGAGAAAAUCUUUCAAAAAUAUUCAAUGAAAAAGAAUCAAUUUUCUAUUCUUUAUUUUGUCAUGUUGCUCAAAAUGAUUUUCUAUUUACAAAUGAUCAAUAUUUAAAAUUAUAUCAUUUAAAAAAUAUUUUAUUACCACAAAAAUAUCAUUUAUUAAAUGAAGAUCGUUCAAUAUUUUGUCGACAACGUAUUUUAAUACCAUUAAUAAAAAUAAGAGAACAUAUUAAUAAUGUAACACAAAUUCAACAAACUAUAUUUAAUGAUUUUCAAGAAUAUAUUAUUCGUUCAACAUCACCUAUAUCCAUAGUUUUAUUUAAUUUAAUUACAGAUAUACUUAAAUCAAAUAUGUAUAUUGAUAAAAAAUCUAUUGAAUAUUUAACAAAAAAAAUUUUAUUUGAUUUAAAAAAAAAUAUUUUUUCAAAUGAACAACUUAAUGAACUUCAUAUAUGUUUUGAUAUUCGUAUCAAACGUUUUGAACGUAAUCAUCAAAAACAAAUAUGGAAAGAACGUUUAAUUUUAUUUAAAAAUGAUCAAUUAUUAAUUGAUCUUAAUCAAUGGAUUUUAGAAUUUGAACAAAUUUUAAAUACAAAUUUUAAUGAAGAUAUUAAAUCAGAAAAAAUUGUUGUUGAAAAUGCAAUGUGGUAUUUUGCUGUUUUAUUAAUGACAAGUAGUGGACAUUUAAAUAAAGAUCAAUAUGAAUAUAUAUUAAAAGCAGCUAUACAAUCAUCAUUAUUUAAUUCAAUACAAAAGUUUUAUUUUCAAUAUUACUUAAAUCAUAAACAAGCACCAAUAACUAUUUAUGAAUUAAAUCAAAUUAAAAUUAAAUUAGAAAGUCAUAAUAUUGAUGAUAAAAAAUUAGCUUACAAACAAAUUAAAAUGAUACUUGAUAGACAAAAACCAGAAUUAAAUGAUGAACAAAUCGAACAACUCUCAUCUGUAAAUCAUACAGUAACUGGAACUAAUGAUCAGUCAAGAAAACCUGAAGAUAUUAUUCCAAUAAUUGAUAAUCAUGUCCUAUCUCGUCUGAUUUCUCUUGUUGAAAUGGUUUGCUCGGAUACAAAUACAUUUUCAACUGAACAACUAAAAGAAUUACUUGAUAAAUUUCUUCAUCAAUCAACAAUUAUUCGUCCAUUAUCAAAUAUUGAUCAACAACAUUUAACAUCUUUUUAUUCUCGUCCAAUAUCAUUAAAUGAAUUAAAAACAUAUUGUUUAUCAACAAAAUUAGAUUUAAAUGAUUUUCUAUCUUUACUAAAACAUAGACCAUUAAUGAAUAAUAAUGAAGUAUAUGAUUAUUUUACUCAAACAAUUAUAAAUAUAUUUGAAAAUCGACAAAAAUAUUCCAAUGAACAAUGUCAAGAAUUAAAAAAUUUUCUUGAAAAAAAAACAUUAGGAAAAAUACGUUAUCGAUUAAUCAAUGAAGCAUAUGAAAAAUUUCGUUUAAAUAAAAAAAUUCUUCCAACAAUUGACCGAACUAUUCUCAAUCAAUUAUUAAAUAAUAUUCUUUUACAAGAUUAUCAGGCUCAUUUAGAAUUUUUUAAUUUAUUAGAAGAAAUUUCUCAAGUAAUGGAUUUCAACGAAAUAACAAUUGAUUUUGAAAUUAAUCGUUGUCUUCUAUCAACAAUAAUUCUUGUUAUUAUCGAUGCUAAUUAUUCAAAUUUCAUUUGUUUUCAUCAACGUCUAAAAAUUCUUAUCGAAAAACAAACAAAAUUUUUUUCAUUACUUCUUACUGAACAACAAUAUAAACUUAUUCUAUCUCGUUUAAUAUCGAUAUCAAAUAUUGAUCAAUUAAUUAAUUUAAUAAAAACAAAUUUAAAUAAAGAAAAUUUUUUAAAUUUAAUUCAUUUCAUUCAAAAUGAAUUAAAUGAUAAAAAUGAUUUUGAAAAAUUAAUUAAUUUUAUACUUUAUACAUUUGAUAAUGAAUUUUUAUCAAUUGAACAAACACUUGAAAUAUCAAAUUUAAUUUUUCAACAUAAAAAAUUAAAUAAUAAAACAUAUAAAAAUAUUCUACGAUUUCUUAUUGAUUUACUUCAACUAAAUAUUCAUUCAUCACCAAAAAUAUUUUUAAAUUUAAUUGAUAAUAAUCAAGAAAAUGAUCAAAUAAUUAAUCAAAUAACAAUGAUUUUAAAAGUUCAAAAUGGAAAAUAUGCCAUUGAAGAUUGGAAAAAAAUAAUGAUUCAAUUAUUAAAAAUUCUUUUCAAUCGACAACAUAAUUAUGAAAAAUUAAAAGAUAUUGCUCAACAAUCAGCAAUGUUUCAACAGUCUAUAUAUAAACAACAAUUAGAAUCGUGUUGGAAAAAAACAUCCGAUAAUCAAUCUGAUGAAAAUAAAUCAAUAUCUGCUAUUCCAAAAGAUAAUAAUAAAAAUGAUCAUUCGGCUGCACAUCGUGAAAUGUUUCAUUAUUUGGAAUCAAAUGAUGCAUCAAAAAAUUCACUUGUAGUACAACAAUUACGUACAUAUCUUCUUAAUGAACAACUUCCAUCGGAAAUUUUACUUCCAAAAUUCAUACAAGCUCUUCAAAUUAUACUUCGAAAUUCUCAAAAAUUUACUGAUAUAUCACUUGGUGAAUGGGCAACAUUGAUUGCUAAGAAUCGUGGAAAGAUAUUUAUAAAUGAUGCUCAAUGUGAUCAAUUAUUAAUGGAUAUACUUUUAGUUCAUCUUAAAAUGCCGACAGAUACAUUAAACUCAUUUAAUCGUUUGAUUCAAUCAAAGAAAGCUUAUGAAAGACAGAAUGGUCUUCAAAAAUUAAUUUUACUUUUGAAAAAUACACAAAUAAAUAAUGAAAAAAGUAAUAUAAAAAAUUUACCAACAAUAUCAAAUGAAUUUUAUAAUGCAAUCACUCAAAUUUUAUUUGAUCAAAAAUUUAAUGAUCAUCAAGUACGACAAUGUAUAACGGCAGCUAAAAAUUCUUGGUUAUUAAAUAGUGAUCAUCGAGAAAAAUUGAAUAAUAUUUAG
Molecule: messenger RNA, 4050 nt
Organism: Rotaria sp. Silwood1
Lineage: Eukaryota; Metazoa; Rotifera; Eurotatoria; Philodinida; Philodinidae
Source: the annotation of a GenBank genome assembly